Messenger RNA from Aspergillus homomorphus CBS 101889, 366 nucleotides. RefSeq lists its product as uncharacterized. The record is from RefSeq and is a predicted model, not a curated record. The transcript has a single exon. Lineage: Eukaryota; Fungi; Ascomycota; Eurotiomycetes; Eurotiales; Aspergillaceae. The coding region runs from base 1 to 366 and encodes 121 amino acids.
AUGCUAGAAGCCCGAUUGCUCUGGAACAGAGCGACUGGUCGUAAUGGCGGACAGCUUGUGUCCAAUGCGGCCGAGAACAAUGCCUCCUGGCGACAGGCCCUGGGCCCCGAACAGGCGCGUCAGGUGAUUCAACUUACCUUCAACAAUGUGGAGAGGAUGCAACAGUUGGUUAAUGACGUUAGGCUGAAAGAGGAGGCGGAAUAUCGCGAUAUACAGAAAGUCCGAGCGUACUUCGACCAUGAUUCUUUCAAUGCCAUGUUAUCCAGCGUGGCUCAACUCAAGGCGGACUGCCCAAUGGUUUAUGCACUAUACGCCAUGCUCACAGGCGCACAGGAAGUUGAAAUAAGCUCUCCACCUUCCCCUUGA